This is a messenger RNA of Micropterus salmoides (largemouth bass), 1539 nucleotides long. It is a transcript of the gene rbm18, whose product is annotated as RNA binding motif protein 18. The transcript has 6 exons. Bases 223 to 822 code for a protein of 199 amino acids. Gene Ontology annotation, molecular function: RNA binding. The record is from RefSeq and is a predicted model, not a curated record. Lineage: Eukaryota; Metazoa; Chordata; Actinopteri; Centrarchiformes; Centrarchidae.
CACCGCGCGCCUUUGUUGUGAGACGAUAGCAAGGCGACUGUUUAUAAUUCGAGCUAGAUAACCUGGCCAGUUUUAUAGAAGGACGAUAUAAAAAUCGCCUGAAAUGAUUAGUAUUACGUUUUGACGUAACUGAAUCAUCCCUAAAGUGGGAUCUGUAGCUAAUUAAGUCGAAGAAGUCAGUCGCUAUCAAAGAGGAAGUUUGACAGAUCGAGGAGAGUACACAUGUCGUCUGCAGCGGGGACAGUGGAAAAUGCCUCCAUCAUUUCAGAGAGUGUGGCCCACGACGGAAACCGCUUGUGGAUAGGCAACAUUGAUCCAAAAAUCACAGAGUAUCACUUGGUGAAGUUGUUGGAGAAGUUUGGCAAUGUGAAACAGUUUGACUUCCUAUUUCAUAAGUCUGGGCCUUUGGAGGGACAGCCACGGGGCUACUGCUUCGUCAACUUCAACACCAGAGAGGAGGCAGAGAGGGCGAUCCAGUGUUUAAAUGGGAAGCUAGCUUUGUCCAAGAAGCUGGUCGUGCGCUGGGCGCAUGCUCAGAGGUUUGAAGGUUUCCGUAAUGACAAGACGAUGCCUCCGAGCCUGGAACCGUCGAGUAGUGGCGCAACAGAGGAAGGACCUGUAACUGCCAACCACCUAAGUACGAGUGCUAAAAUCCGCGCCAUCGAGGCCAAGCUCCAGAUGAUGGAGGAGAAUCCAGAUGAUGACUACUCGGGCCCGUCGGCCUACGUUUACAACAAACCGCCAGAGAGGAAACGCUGGGAGCCCUACUCUAAAUCACACCACAAUAACCAGAGCAGGCCCUUCCGCAAGUUUAGGAGAUGACCCAUCCCCCCACCCAUUCUGGAGGACCACCUCCCCUCACCCUGCACACCUUGGCCCCCACCUACACACAAACAGACUCUACACUAGAUACUAUAAAGACACAUCCUAUCUGGGAAUAAAAGGUUUUGAAUACUUUGAGAAACCAGACUCUUUGGGAGUAAUCACAGCAAUCACGGACAAGUACUCUAAAGUGGUUUCACUUAUUUUGGGGUACAGCAUCAGUUGUUAUUUAGUCUGAACAUAUUACCCAUACCUGACUGCUGUGCAGACUGGAUCCCUUAUCGGUCUGCUUUCUCACUUUUGCAGAGAUUUAAUGCAGUUGAAUCAUACGGCUGUGAGUCACAUGACACACAGCUGCUAGGAGAGAGAAAUGUUAUUAUUAAUGCUGAUUCUGUAAUUGUUUUUGACGUGUUUUUACUUUCAGAUCAUAUUAUUUAAUGGUGAACUACAAUUUGUUUGUCUUUUCUCAAGACUUCAAUAAAGAGGAAGACAUCCACAGAUUUGUAACAGGUUUGUACCAAUAGAGUUCAAAUGAUAAGCCACUCAGCGACACUUACUGUAAGUUGCAGUAUUUUUGUGUGAAGUUCUUUGCUCUUUUCCUAAUAUUUUUUUUUUACUGACUUUUUUUGUGGUGUGUUGAGUUUUGGUAUUUCCCAUGCCACAGCCUCUUUACUUAAAGUUUUCAAUUAAAGGCCAUUAAAUAUCACAUCUACAGUG